Molecule: messenger RNA, 1590 nt
Organism: Rosa rugosa (rugosa rose)
Lineage: Eukaryota; Viridiplantae; Streptophyta; Magnoliopsida; Rosales; Rosaceae
Product: ureide permease 2-like
Exons: 7
Coding region: 130-1416 (428 amino acids)
Biological process (GO): nitrogen compound transport
Cellular component (GO): membrane
Molecular function (GO): uracil:monoatomic cation symporter activity; allantoin:proton symporter activity
Source: RefSeq, a predicted model, not a curated record
AAAAAAAAGUGGGGGACUUUUCUGGUUCUUAGAUGGCUAUUUAGUCCUUUCAGCACAUGAAUGCUUUCUAUUAGUGCAAGCUUAUUCUGUGUCAGAAAUUAGUAGGAACCCAGUGAGUGAUAUUGAACUAUGGAUAUGCAGGAUAUCCCUGGUGUUCCACUGCUGUUUUUUUUGCCGUCUGAGUGGAAUUUAUCGAGGGGGUUACAGAUGUAUGUGGUGGAAAGCAAAGGAGGUGCCAUAGCAUGCAUGCUUCUGGCCUUGCUCUUCUUGGGGACAUGGCCUGCUAUCCUGACUAUGCUCGAAAGAAGAGGCCGACUUCCUCAGCAUACUUAUCUGGAUUAUUCGAUCACCAAUUUCUUGGCUGCUAUCCUUAUUGCUUUGACAUUUGGUCAGAUAGGGAGUAGCACAGCUGAGGAGCCCAAUUUUAUAACUCAACUUUUGCAGUUGCCGGAGAAUUGGCCCUGUGUUUUAUUUGCAAUGGCGGGUGGGAUAUUCCUGAGCCUUGGGAAUCUUUCUUCACAGUAUGCAUUUGCUUUAGUCGGUUUGUCGGUGACAGAAGUGAUCACUGCAAGCAUCACAGUUGUCAUAGGCACUACCUUGAAUUACUUCUUAGAUAACAAAAUAAACAGCGCUGAUAUUCUUUUCCCUGGUGUUGCUUGCUUCUUGAUUGCGGUUUGUCUUGGCUCUGCUGUUCACUCAUCCAAUGCAGCUGAUAACAAAGUAAAACUAGACGAUUUGCCAAGUGAUCCAGAAGACGGAGAAAAGCUUUCAAGUGUGAUUCCAAAUAAGGAAGGGAAGGACCUGGAGACCGGAAAUGAUUAUGCUGAGAAAGCGAAGGCUGGGACUGCAGAUUUUCUUGUGAAGCUUGAGAACCAAAGAGCAAUUAAGGUUUUUGGGAAGAGCAUUUUUAUUGGAUUGGCCAUAUCUUUCUUUGCUGGAGUUUGCUUCUCUCUCUUCUCACCUUCAUUCAACUUGGCCACAAAUGAUCAGUGGAACACUCUAAAGGAAGGAGUUCCUGAUUUGGUUGUCUAUACUGCGUUUUUCUACUUCUCAGCAUCUUGUUUCGUCAUUGCCAUCAUUCUAAAUAUCACCUUCCUCUACCACCCUAUACUAGGCUCACCCAAAUCAUCAUUCAUAGCUUACUUGAGUGACUGGGAUGGCAGGGGCUGGGCCUUUUUGGCUGGUAUUAUAUGUGGAUUCGGUAAUGGUCUCCAAUUCAUGGGAGGCCAAGCUGCAGGAUAUGCAGCAGCUGAUGCUGUUCAGGCACUUCCACUUGUGAGCACUUUUUGGGGUAUACUUCUGUUUGGAGAGUUCCGAAAAUCAUCACGAAGAACAUAUGCGUUGCUUGUCAGCAUGUUGUUUAUGUUUAUUGUUGCCGUUGCUCUCCUCAUGGCAUCAUCAGGGCAACGAACAUGAGUAUUCAACUUCAAGAGUCCAAGUCAGGAAAUUGUGUACGUCUGUAUAACUCAUGAAUCAAGAUUCAAGCAAGAAAAUACUGAAGAACAAAAUGGGCUCAUCAAUCAUGAAGAAUAUGAGUCGUGGAGGUGUUUCCAAGUAUGAAAUAUUCCACUGACGAUUAUUUCUUUGGUA